This is a messenger RNA of Funneliformis caledonium, 254 nucleotides long. Lineage: Eukaryota; Fungi; Glomeromycota; Glomeromycetes; Glomerales; Glomeraceae. The record is from the annotation of a GenBank genome assembly.
AAACUCAAAGGAAGGUUCAUUUUGAUUUUGAUUUGACAUUUGGACAAUUGCUAGAACAAGAAAAUAAAGAAAAGGCUAAAAAUGUAGAGCAUGUCGUUGAAAAUGAAAUAGAAAAAUAUGCCGAGAUAGAACCAUUUCAGGAAGACGAAGAAUAUGGGGAUGCUACGGAUUAUGUUGAAAGUUACUUUGAUAAUGGAGAGGCAGAUGAUGCAUUUGAUGACGAUGGUGGUGGAGGAGAGGCGUAUUUUGAUUAA